Bursaphelenchus xylophilus (pine wood nematode) is the source of this 1570-nucleotide messenger RNA. The record is from the annotation of a GenBank genome assembly. NCBI's taxonomy places the organism in Eukaryota, Metazoa, Nematoda, Chromadorea, Rhabditida, Aphelenchoididae.
AUGGCCACAGAAGUCGAAUCUGUUCCCGCCAAACGUCAGAAGCUAGAUGAAGGUGAAGAUCACGAUGAAAAUGUGGAAAUAACUGAAAAAAUCGUCGAAGAGACUGUUGUAGUGGAAGAAGGAGUUACUACUACUGUUACUGAAGGUGAGUUUGUCGGUUUGAGCGUUAUUUUGCCUUUAGAAAUUAUCGUUGAACGGAAAUUGGAGACAUUUUCGGACCUGGAUCUCGAAUGUUUCAAGUGCCCGGAGUGGCGGAGAGUUCUGGCGAAGGAGUUUGGGAGUGGAUACAUGAAGACGUUGAAGAGCAAACUCGAUGGUGAUCAGAAAAAGGUGCAGUGUUUUUUAUUUGUUUUUCGGGUUUUAGGAAAGGAGUGGGUAUCCCUCAUGAAUAACAUCGAAAAUUGAAGUGAAACACGAGUCAAAUGUCAGAACUUUUGUUCUAAAUUUUUGGUAAGGGACGUGGCCUUAAUCUUUUUAAUUCUUUUGCUUUAGAAGAACCGGUUUCCUUUUACUACACAUCAAAACCUUACACUUUAACUACUACAAUAUUUUUUGCCCUAAGAAUAUAAUCUUUUAUUUUGGCAUUAUCCCAAAAGCCUGUGCCUUUUAUUAACGACUCUUCUAAACUUCUUUUUUCUUUAGGGACACACAAUUUUUCCCCCAUUGGACUUGGUUUUCAACGCUUUCAACUUGACUCCUCUAAAUGAAGUCAAAGUGGUCAUAAUUGGUCAAGACCCGUACCAUAACCCCGGUGAAGCCAUGGGAUUGAGUUUUUCGGUCCCAGUUGGUGUAAAAAUUCCUCCGUCGUUGAGAAAUAUUUACAAAGAAUUGAAGAAGGAGUUCCCCGAAUUCGAAGCUCCGACUCACGGAAACUUGGUGAAAUGGUCUGAACAAGGAGUAUUCAUGCUCAAUGCUACUCUUACCGUAAUGUAGGUGCGAUUUAGGAUGUUUCUUUUUAUAAAAUUGUUAUUUUUGCGGACAUUUUUUUUUUAUAAAUGUAGUAUUUUUUAUAUUAUCCUUUGCAGAAAGAACAAACCCAACUCGCAGGCCGAAUAUGGAUGGCAGAAAUUUACGGAUAAUGUGAUCAAAGCCAUCAACAGGGAACUGGAAGGGGUUGUUUUCCUCCUUUGGGGGAAUUUCGCUCAAAAGAAGGCGUGUUUUGUGGAUACCAAGAGACAUUCGGUCAUAAAAGUAAGUUAUGUGGUGAUGUUUCAACUGAAUUUUUCGUAUUUCACUCUGUUUUUACACUCCAAUCGAAAUUCGAUGAGUUUUGAGGUACUGUGCCUCUAUGGCCUAAUGGAUUCGAGUUUUGGCUUCCAGUCGAAAGGUCGCUGGUUCGAAUCCGGCCAGGCAUAGAUUUAUUUUUUGGCUUGUUGAAUGGGCCGCAGGGUUUUAAGAAGUGAAUGAGAACUGCUAAUGAGUUAUUUGUGAUAUAUUAAACAUCAAUUUCUAGACUGCUCAUCCAUCGCCAUUGAGUUAUCGCAAGUUUGAGGACUGCAAAUGCUUCACCAAGGCGAAUAAAGCCCUUGAAAAGCACGGAAAGCGGCCGAUUGACUGGAGCAUGUUGUAA